This is a messenger RNA of Antechinus flavipes (yellow-footed antechinus), 5502 nucleotides long. RefSeq names its product DNA annealing helicase and endonuclease ZRANB3-like. Gene Ontology annotation, molecular function: nucleic acid binding; endonuclease activity; zinc ion binding. Gene Ontology annotation, cellular component: nuclear replication fork. Gene Ontology annotation, biological process: DNA repair; replication fork processing. The record is from RefSeq and is a predicted model, not a curated record. The transcript has 12 exons. Lineage: Eukaryota; Metazoa; Chordata; Mammalia; Dasyuromorphia; Dasyuridae. The coding region runs from base 273 to 2390 and encodes 705 amino acids.
GUUACAUUAGAAUAGAUGGAAGUGUUCCUUCUUCAGAAAGAGUAUAUCUAGUCAAUCGGUUUCAGAAGGAUCCUGAUACUCGGGUGGCUAUCCUAAGCAUUCAAGCUGCUGGCCAGGGUUUAACUUUUACUGCAGCAUCUCAUGUCAUAUUUGCUGAGUUAUAUUGGGAUCCAGGACACAUAAAGCAAGCAGAAGACCGUGCUCACCGAAUUGGACAGAGUAGUUCUGUAAAUAUCCACUAUCUUAUUGCAAAUGGAACACUGGACUCUCUGAUGUGGGGGAUGUUGAACCGCAAGGCCAUUGUUACUGGUAGCACAUUAAAUGGUAGGAAAGAGAAACUAGAGGUGGAAGAAAGUGACAAAGAAAAAUGGGAUUUCCUGAAAUUUGCUGAAGUUUGGACUCCUAAUGAAAAUUUUGAAGAAAUCAAAAAUGAAGUUCUGUUUACCCAUUUUGAAAAAGAAAAACAGCAUGAUAUUCGAGCCUUCUUUUUACCAAAACAUAAUAAGAAAAGACAUACAAUGGCAUCCUGUGAUGAAUCAUGCAUACUACAGGAAAGAGAUACUGAGAAGGCCUUGGAUUGUAGAAAUAUAGCUGCGAGGGAUGCCAUUGAUUGUGGAUAUGAUUUUGAACCUGCAGCUAAAAAGUGGAAAUCAGUGACUACUCAGAACAAUUCCAGUCAAAAAGAGAAAAGACCAUCCUAUUCUAGUACAGCAAACACUGAAUUUAUAAAAGAAACAAUUCAGAAGACAAAGACUAAUUCAAUCAACAUAUCUCUUCCUAGAAAAACUUGGCAGUGUGGUCUCUGCACCUAUGUUAAUAGUUCAUUAUUGCCUUAUUGUGAAAUAUGUGAGACCCCUCAAAGCAGUGCUGAAAAUCUAAGCAAGCAACAAAUAGAUGAUUUCAUCUGUAUCCAAGAUGGAAAAGGAAAUCAAGUGAAUGAGUCCCCAAAAAGCAGCAUCUUGCAAGUUGAAACCAGCCCUUCUUGUAUGCAGCAAGUCGUUGAACAAUCAACAACAGAACAGUUUGUGGAAAGCCAGGAAGAGAAAGCUAAAAAUGAAAAUGAAGGUGAACUAAAAUCUCAAAAAGGUAAAUGUUUUCAUUUCUGUUUUGGUCUGUAUGAAAACAAAUGUGAGCGCUGUAGCACCCUUGGAAAUGUGGCAUCCAGCCACAAUAAGGAUUACCCAGGAUCUAGCAGCAUCCACAUUAAAAGAUCGAAAGGCCUGGAAUAUGGUGUUAUCAGUCUUCACACUUCUCUGUCAUGCCACAUUUUACUCCUGUUAGAAAAAUUUUCAAAUAUCAUUUACUUUUUCUUUAUAGAACAGAUGGAGAAUUCAGACCCUUUACCUGUAUAUGAUGUCCUAAUGUUCUGUGCAAGUAAGAAUACAGAAAGAAUUCAUCUCUACACUAAGGAUGGUGAACAAAUGAAUUGCAAUUUUAUUCCUUUGGAUGUAAAAUUAGACCUCUGGGAAGAUUUACCAGCUUGUUUUCAAGUGAAACAAAACCGUUCCCUGAUUUUGAAGUUUGUGCGAGAGUGGAAUAGUCUCACAGCCAUGAAGCAAAGAAUUAUCAGGAGAAGUGGCCAUAUCUUUUGUAGCCCUAUUCUGGCUUUGGAUGAGAUAACAAAGCAGCAGACCAAACAAAAUAGUAUCAAAAGAUACAUAACUAAAGAAGAUGUUGCAGCAGCUACUGUGAACAAAGUGCAGAAUGAUGGGGGUAGCAUCCGUGUGAUCACAAAGAAAUCCAGAUUUUCCUCUAAAAAUCAAACGUCUUCUGAUAUAGAAACAUGGGAAACUACUAUAAACCCAGUCCAAGAUGAUCUCAUCAUGCAACCUUCUACAUCUAAAGGAUUUUUGCAGGCUAUAGAUAUUAAAGGAAAUCCACUUUGUCUCCACUGUCAACAGCCUACUUGCAAGUCUGACCAACAGUAUAACACGAGUGCUUGGGAUUCACGGUUUUGUUCUCAGAAAUGUCAGGAAGAAUUUUGGAUUCGAUCAAAUAACAGCUACCUACGUGCUAAAGUAUUUGAAAUUGAGCAUGGUGUGUGUCAGCUCUGUAAUCUGAAUGCUCAGGAACUCUUUCUUUCUCUCAGAGAUGCUCCUAAAAAUCAACGGAAAAAUCUUCUGCAAACCACUUGGAUCUCAAAACUCUCCAUAGAACAGUUAAAUGAGAUGAUGAUAAACCCUGUAGAAGGACACUUCUGGCAGGUGGAUCAUAUCCGACCAGUCUACAGUGGAGGAGGGCAGUGCUCCCUGGAAAACCUUCAGACUCUCUGUACAGUUUGUCACAAAGAGAAAACAGCUAAACAAGCCAAAGAAAGAAGCCAAGCAAAAAGGAAUUCUUCAGCUUCAAAGCAUGGAUCUGAUAUCACCAGAUUUUUCAUAAAGAAGUAAAAUGCAAACAUAUAAAUGAAUCAAAUAUAAAGGAAUGGGAACUUGCAGGUUUUUUUUCAGUUUUCAUAUUUAUUCCUUUUAAAACUUGGAAAAAGUCAAUCAAGAAUUUUCAAGAUUUUCUCUGCUGACAUGAACUGUUUCAAUAUUACAGAGGGUUCACAGCAAUUGUGUCAAGGCAUACUCAAAUGAAGGUAUUUUGCCAUAAGGCCCUGGGACUCAUGGCAGAGAUGGCAUUAUCACAGAGUACUAAAAUCCCAUGAUCUUAGUUUUAUUCAGAACUGCAUCCAUUUUCAGUGAAUUUAACCCUGCUUUUUUCUAUUAGAUCUUAAUUACUGUAUCACACAGAUUUUGUCUUAAAAACAAUAACAACAAAACAAACCUACUUUGUUGUUUUUGAACUGGUGCUAGGAUUAGUGUUGGCCUAGUAGUGUCUGGCUAUCCAAUAGUUUGCAGUCCAAAAUUUUUUUGUUGCUAAUAUCAUGCUUAUUCGAAAAUGCUCAGUUAGUUAUUAAAAUUAUGCUGAGUAUGCAAGAAGAGACCCAUAUUUCUGAAGUGUCUCCAAGCUUGGUUUCUUACAUUAUGCAUUUUGCAGUUUGGUUAGCUUGACUUAUCAACAAUAAAUAUGCUUUUGAAAUUAAGCUAAUGUAAAAUAUAUUUAUGGACAACUUGGUAUUUUUAGGCAGAGCUACUAAUAAAGUUAUUUCAAAAUUGACUUUCCAUUUAAAAAGGAACAUUAUUUUAAGAUUUCAUUUGAUUGGUUUCUGAAAUGUCUAAAAGCAAAAUUAUCAUCAUUGAAAUAAUCUUCAGCAUCAGAUAGAUAAGCUUUUCAUCAUGUUUAAUUAGUUUAAAGUGAGAUUAAAAGAUUAAAGAUAGAGAUUAAAGAGGCAUGACAAGAAUCAUCAGGUCCAACUUAGAAGCUGGAGCUACCUAAAGAAUAACUUUAAAGGAUUCACUUAAAAGAAUACCUUAAAAAUAAAAGAAAAAAAGUAAUGCCUUAAAGGACUUUACUUAAGAGUAGAGAUCUAUUGAAAAACUAUAAAUCUAUUUGGAUAUAUACCAAACUAGCAUAGAGAUUUCCCUUUGCACAUUGUAAAAUAGAUGCCCUUGAUAGAAAGAUGAUACAGAAUAAUGUUUCUUUUGAGAAUUGUGUCACUUGGUAUUCAUUCACUGGUUUAGUUUAGUGUUAUUCUGUAAAGUAGGUUGUGUUACUUUGGGCCUCCUCUCUUUUCUAUACAAGUUGUUGGCAGACUUCUCUCUCUGGAGUUGGCUCACUUGAAGGUUGAUGUAGGAUUUGGCAUAGUUGGUAAUUCAGAAAAAUAAGAGACCAUCAUCAGAGCCCAGCAUACUUUAUUUCCUGUAUCAUAGCAUGGUUGCAAGUUAGAAUUUGGUAAUUAUAGAUCCCACCUGAGUAGUCACUUGCUCCCCGGCUGUAAACUAAAACAUUAAUCAUAAGAAUAUAGAAAUAUGAAUUUAAGAAGUAGAACAGAUUGAGGUGCAGUGAGCCAAGAGCAUCUCCCUUCUAUGGCAGGUUUUUCAAAUGUUGACCAUUCAAAAAGUUUUAAAAAUUCAAUGACAUCAGCAAGUAUCUACCAUGCAAAAUAUUUAGAAGCCAUAUCUUGAGUGAUAAGAGUCGCAUCUUUUUCCAGGAUGAUGUAUUUAACCUUUCUGAAGCAUAAAAUUAAGGUUUUGAGGCAGAGAUCUGAUAUCAAAGACUUCAGACUAAAGAUCUCUGCAAGUGAAUUUUUAGAAAUUGUUCUUUCUCGUGUAUAUGUUAUUUACUUGUUUCAGUUGUGUUCAAAAAUGUUCUUUCUCAAGGGUAUUUGUAAAAUGGAGCUAUCAAUUAAAGAGAGAAAAAUGGAGGCCUGGACCAAAGUACAAGAAAGGUUGCCAACCCAAACAUUGCAGACCUCCAACAACAGUAAUCCAGAGUGAAUCCUCAGAGAAGAAAAGUUGAUACAAUAUAAGAAAUCCAUAGUAAACGAAAACUAAUGAUUAAGAAAAAUGGUUUCUCAAAUCUUAAAGAAAUAGGAAAGUUUUACAGUUCAGGCUGUCUUCCUCAAACCAAAAUAAUGAAUUGGGAAUUUUCAUCCUGAGAAUGAAUCAAAGAUUGGCCAUAUUGAAACCAAGAACUAUAAUUAUGUUGUAUAAUUAUGUUGAAGGAAGCCUUCCUUUACAAAGAAUCUUGGCUCUAGAACUCUUAAAUAUUUUCAUUACUUCAGAAUGAGGUUUAUAUCACAGGAUUUCAGCCAGGCCCAGAUGAGAAAAAUAAAUACCAGGUAUCAGUGUAUCUUUUCUUGCAUUGAGUCGGUUUAUUUUAUAUUUAGGAACACAUAUCUCUAGGCAGACUUUGGUAGCAAAUGAAGAUGCCAUGGCAGACGCAUUCAUUUUGAAAUUAAAAAAAAAAAAACUGACUCAGCAAUCAGUACAAUUAAAUAUGUAUUUCUCAGAUCUUUCUGUUAAUAACAGUCAACUUUUACCACUUCCUCCUCACCCUUUAAAGGUUCGUGGCACAGAUUUUUCCUUUUGUUUCAUGUUAAUAAGUUGAAUUUCUUCAAAUCUUUGCUUGUCAUCUGCUCUCAUUAUUACAUUUAAAAAAUUAUUUUAUAUAUAUAUAUGUAUAAAAUAUUCUGAAUUAAAUAUUAAAGAAAUCAGUGUUCUUAAGCAAUCCUAAAUAAAAUUUAACACUCCUAUUCACUAAUAGAAUAUAAAACUCCUGGUAGCAGACAUCUGAAUCUAUGGAAAUAAUCUCAUUUUCUUUUGCAUGUUAUCAACCUAUCUCUCACUCAGUAUAUUGUUCUUUGGGACAGGAAAUUGCAAACUGCACAGAUCUAUUUAAAUAUUACAACCGCCAGAAAAUACCUUUCACCAUAUCAGUUUUUUAAGUUACUUUAAAUUGUUGAGAAUAUUUUUUUCCACAUUACUCGUGUUCUUAUUUACUAAGAAUCAGUUUUAUCAUCUAUGGCAAAGCAUUCUGGGUUUAGAUUACCCUCCUGUAUUACAUUGUUCUUCUCAUUCUCUGAAGUCAUUGAAUGUAUCUGUGAUGGAUUUUUUUGGUUGUGUAUAAUGAUCAUGUUCCUGUUACUUCCAAUAUGAUGAGAAUUAAUUUCUAAAA